UGACGUUGCACAAAGCCUCUCUCUCACUCCUUUCUUGCUGCAUCACAACCGCCGCUAGUAGCUCCCUGGCUAUUUGCACUGACCGGGGGACAAUAUAAUCGCAUAGCUAAUUAGCAUAAUAAUAACUCUAAAGAUAACACUAGCUAACAUCACCACAACAGGAGUAAUCUACGGAAACGAUUUACCUUGAGCUAUCCCCUUGGAACCACUGGGACAUGGCCAGGCAAGAUCAGGUCCUGCUCUUGGAGCCACAGCACGAACUGAAAUUCCGAGGUCCCUUCUCGGAUGUGGUCAACACCACCCUAAAGCUCGCCAACCCCACAGACAGGAAUGUGUGCUUCAAAGUCAAGACGACGGCCCCGCGCCGUUACUGCGUCCGGCCGAACAGCGGCGUCCUCGACGCCGGCACCUCAAUCAACGUCUCAGUGAUGCUGCAGCCUUUCGACUACGACCCCAACGAGAAAAGCAAACACAAAUUCAUGGUGCAGUCCAUGCUGGCUCCCCCCGAAAUGACAGACAUGGAGGGAGUGUGGAAGGAGGCAAAGCCAGAGGAGCUGAUGGACUCCAAACUGAGGUGUGUCUUUGAGCUGCCGGCGGAGAACGAGAAAACGCACCAGGACCCGGAUGCCAACAAGAUGAUGUCGUCCAACCUGCUCAAGUCCGAGUCCUCCACACUGUCCAUGAAGUCCAUGAGCUCCACCCUGGACGACGGCGAGGUCAAGAAGGUCAUGGAGGAGUGUAAGAGGUUGCAGACGGAGGCACAGCGGCUACGGGAAGAGAACAAGCAGAUCAGGGAAGACGAUGGCCUGCGGAUGAGGAAGAGCAACGUGUUGUCCUCCUCCCAGCACUCCUCCCACUCCAUGGUGAAGGAGGAGGGGCUGAGCCUGCGCACGGUGGCCCUCAUCGUGCUCUUCUUCGUGGUCGGAGUCAUCAUCGGCAAGUUGGUCUUGUAAGAGCAAGCGGCGAGCGAGAGACGGCCAACCGCAUGCUUUCAGGGGAUUGAAACAAACGGAUUUGGGAUUUUUUUUAAAUUCAGAAAUGCCAUAUCAAUGGGGUAGUUUUGAAUCGUUCAUUUAUGUACAAAUAAAAAAAUAUACAAAUCAAAAAUCCAUGUUAUGAACAAACCAACGAGAGAAAAAACAACAACUUGUUUCAAGAUCUCUUUAAUCAUAACAUAAUCAUUCUGGCCUACGCCACAGAUACAGUAGGAGCAGUAGGAGGGGGUAAAAUGCAGAUCAUUGAUAGUCAUUGAAGCAAAGGAUUUUCUAAACACCGUGGGGGGGGGGGGGGGGCUUGCGAUUGAGUCAGUUUGCGUUGUGUGAAUGAAUGUUUUCACGGAUUGUAAUUUCUUUUCACAAGUGGCCAGAGGCCGUGGGCAUACUCUGUGUAAAGAAUCCAUAGUAACCCUGGAGUAAAGUAAUGCCAGGUGGGCAGCACUCUGUGUAAAGAAUCCAUAGUAACCCUGGAGUAAAGUCAUGCCAGGUGGGCAGCACUCUGUGUAAAGAAUCCAUAGUAACCCUGGAGUAAAGUCAUGCCAGGUGGGCAGCACUCUGUGUAAAGAAUCCAUAGUAACCCUGGAGUAAAGUCAUGCCAGGUGGGCAGCACUCUGUGUAAAGAAUCCAUAGUAACCCUGGAGUAAAGUCAUGCCAGGUGGGUAGCACUCUGUGUAAAGAAUCCAUAGUAACCCUGGAGUAAAGUCAUGCCAGGUGGGCAGCACUCUCUGUAAAGAAUCCAUAGUAACCCUGGAGUAAAGUCAUGCCAGGUGUGCAGCACUCUGUAAAGAAUCCAUAGUAACCCUGGAGUAAAGUCAUGCCAGGUGGGCAGCACUCUGUGUAAAGAAUCCAUAGUAACCCUGGAGUAAAGUAAUGCCAGGUGUGCAGCACUCUUUUUAUCUCACCUCCUUUACAACAUGAUUGACAGAGAGGCUUCAGGAAGUAGAUGGGGUUAUGCACAGGGAUACUGUCAACCAAACUGACUCUUCCAAUCAGAGGCCUUGUAUAGACCGUCUCCUCUGUGAUUGGGGAACAUCCUUAAUCAACACAACAACGCCCCCCCCCCCCCCCCCCCCGUCUCCCCAUUCUAUGUUUUUGCAAGCUAGAAUAUUUUCCCCCCUCACCUUUUGAUCAUAAAUACCUAAGUUGGCAGUAUAUUCUUGAUUGCAUGCAUCCACUAAAGAGCAUUGCAUUUUUUGGGACAUUUUAAAUUAACUUUAAUUGCUUUCAUCAUUGUCAUGUUUCUUUUCAGCCUUAGGUUUUCUCAACUCAAUCUUCAGAUUUUUUUUUCCCCCUUUCAUUUUAUUUUAUUUUUUCAUUUUUGUGAUUAAGUUCUUUUGGUUUUUAGGGUUUGAGGUAUUAUUAAAAAAUGUAUGCAGCUAAAUGAACUCCGGAUGGGUUGGGACUGAGUCACUGAAUAAACUACUUACCUUGUGACUGUUAUUAGCAAGUUACUCUGGAAGGAAAGAAGGGAGAGAGGGAAUGAGGAAAGGUACAUGUAGAAGUGAGUUUUGCUGAGGUUUACCUCAACAAUAAUACUGCUGUCGGUAUUGUCUGUUUUCUUUUUUCUUCUCCAAGCCGUACAUUUGUUGAUCUGUCAGGCAGAACUGUUAUUUAAAUGGUUUAUGCUGUCCGUUCACUAUGCUGUGACUGUCCACGUAACUCUUAAAGAACCUUUCUCCAACUGUAUGGUCAUGGUCAUUGGCUUCAUUCACCCCACUACGGUCAGCAUCGAUAGGUUUGGAUCUUUGUCUGUUUGUUUCACCGUUAUAGCCAUCACUGCACUCAUGUUCAUUUUAAUGCACUAUAUUCUCAAUAAUGUUUUUUCCCAGUAUCUAUCAAUGUAACUGUUUUGUUAGUUGACGUGUCUCUGCAUUUAACUCACAAGAAAACUAAAACAUACUGAACUAUAUCCUGAAGGGACCAUUCUGCCUUUUGUGUUUGUCCCUACUGUUUUUGAUUGCUUUGUCCUUAAUGGGAUUCAUGUCAAAAAUGCAAUACACUCAAUUUCUUUCAUCUCACUGUCGCAGAUUAUGGAUUAUUACUUGCCGAUGGAAGUAUGGAUUUGAGGAAAGAGCGAGGGAGAGCGUAACCUACUGUAGCUACGUGUGACUGAGCGUAACCUACUGUAUCUACAUGUGACUGAGAGUAACCUAAUGUAUCUACGUGUGACUGAGCGUAACCUACUGUAUCUACGUGUGACUGAGAGUAACCUACUGUAUCUACGUGUGACUGAGCGUAACCUACUGUAUCUACGUGUGACUGAGCGUAACCUACUGUAUCUACGUGUGACUGAGCGUAACCUACUGUAUCUACGUGUGACUGAGAGUAACCUACUGUAUCUACGUGUGACUGAGCGUAACCUACUGUAUCUACGUGUGACUGAGCGUAACCUACUGUAUCUACGUGUGACUGAGAGUAACCUACUGUAUCUACGUGUGACUGAGCGUAACCUACUGUAUCUACGUGUGACUGAGCGUAAACUACUGUAUCUACUUGUGCGUGAAGCAUAAUUCUGCUUAGAGGGAGGGCAGAACAGGUCUGAGCUGAGCUACGCUGUCCCAAUGGUUGUGAAAACACUAAAAUUGACCUGUCUACCAUCGUGAUCCAUGUAAGCAGUCGGCAACUGUUUUGUAUGUAUAUAAAUAAGUCUAAGAAAAAUUCCUAUUCCUAGUCAUGUAGUCAGUCUAUGGUGUUAAACCUUGAUGGACUAUGUAGCGUCUUAAUAAAUUAAAUGAAUAAAGACCCUACCUAA
Salvelinus fontinalis (brook trout) is the source of this 3747-nucleotide messenger RNA. RefSeq names its product vesicle-associated membrane protein-associated protein B-like. Bases 216 to 953 code for a protein of 245 amino acids. The record is from RefSeq and is a predicted model, not a curated record. Gene Ontology annotation, biological process: endoplasmic reticulum membrane organization. NCBI's taxonomy places the organism in Eukaryota, Metazoa, Chordata, Actinopteri, Salmoniformes, Salmonidae. The transcript has 6 exons. Gene Ontology annotation, molecular function: FFAT motif binding. Gene Ontology annotation, cellular component: plasma membrane; endoplasmic reticulum membrane.